CAACGUGGAGACUUUCUGUGUGUUGUCAUGUGGUGAUGAAAACAGUGUGAAUUGUGCUUUUUCCGGCAUUUUAUCCACUUUUCCGCUAAGGCAUUCCACAAAGUGUCUCUAAAAAUGACUACAAAUAGAGAAAUUAGCAUGGAAUUGAGUGUAAAUAAGAGAAACAAGCAAUUAACGAGGGAAGAACUGCAGAAACUCUCAAAAGAGGAGUUGAUUGAGAAGGUCAUCCAGUUGCAGGCACACACUCUCCAGCUGAAGAACAUAAUCCAGAAGAGAGAUCCCGAGGCGGAAUCAUCCUGUGACGGUCACACGAGGAGGAAACAGAGGAAGUUUGACUUCAGCAAAGUCCAUCGAAGGCACAUUCUCCUGAAAUUCCUCUACCUGGGCUGGGAUUAUCAAGGAUAUGCCAGUCAAGAGGACUCCACGGCCACCAUUGAGCAUCACCUGUUCAAGGCACUGCAGAAAACCUGCCUGAUUGAGAAUCGCGAGUCCGCGAACUAUCAUCGCUGCGGCAGAACGGAUAAGGGCGUGAGCGCCUUCUCGCAGACCAUCUCUCUGGAUGUGCGGAGUAAAUUCCCGGCAGCGGAGCAAAUGCUCCCCGAAUCGAUAGAGAAUGAACUGAACUACUGCGUGAUGCUGAAUCAAUCGCUGCCAGAUGAUAUUCGCUGCAUUUCCUGGCAUCCGCUCGCGGAUUUCGACUUCAGUGCGAGAUUCAAUUGCCAGAAGAGGAUGUACAGAUACUUCUUUCCUCGCGCCAAGCUCAACAUCGCCGCCAUGGCGAAGGGAUGCUCUUAUCUUGUUGGGAGCCACGAUUUCCGCAAUCUCUGCAAAAUGGACGUGGCGAAUGGCGUGGUUUCUUACACGAGAACCAUCGAGAGUGCUGAGAUUAGAGCUGUCGCUGGCCAAGAAGAUCCUCACGAUAUGGUGUUCUUGGAGAUUCACUCAAAUGCCUUCCUGUGGCAUCAAAUCCGAUGCAUAAUGUCUGUCUUGCUGCUCAUCGGACUGGAGAAAGAGCAGCCGGAAGUUGUUAGGGAAUUGCUGGAUGUGGAAAACAAUCCCAGAAAGCCUCAAUACAGCCUGGCUAGCGAUGUGCCACUGAAUCUCUAUGGAACAGUUUUUGACGGCCAGGACAAUUGGGUGCUGAAUCAACACUCUCUCGAGCGUGUGAUAAGGAAUCUAGAGAGUUUGUUGUUGUUUUCCAGCAUCAAGACCACAAUGAUGCAGGAAAUGUCGAAGGAUUUGCGAGCUGUGCUGAAGGCGAAAUUCCCAGAAGCUCCUGAGACGCUGUGCAGUGCCGAGGACUUGAUUCAGGGCGCCAAGAUGAAGAGCUACACGCGACUGAUGGAGCGCCCCAAGGGUGAGAGUCUUGAGGAUCGCAUUGAACACUAUGUGAAGAAGCGUCGCUUGAAUGCCCAGUGAAUUGAAAUGUCUGAAAUGCCAUCAAAUUGAGCCCACGACGGGAGAGAGAAAUGCGUUUGGGCCUCUAAUUAAUGUCGAUGCAAGGAAUUUAAUGUGUAGAAAGGCAACAAAAUUGACUCUUCGAGAACAUGUUGAAUUUACACGUGUUGACACGUGUUUGGAAUGAUGGAAAAGAUCUUUUUUUCCCUGUUGAUGUCUUCAGUGUUGGAUGGGCGAGUGAAAGUAUGAUAUGAGAUGGAAUUGAGUGAAUUAAAGUCAAUAAUUUGGUGAGUAUAUCGCGAAUUAACCAAAAGACUCGAUAUCGAGAGUUUGGAAACGAGUUUAACAAUCUCUUAAGCAGCACGAGGUUAAAGUUUUUAAUGAAAUCUCUUUUUUCCACUAAUAUGACAUUGAAGUUUCUGGUUUUUCUUUUUAGCUUUUCUGUAUUAUAUCCAAAAGUGUGAUGAUAUCUUGCGGUGUAAUCGCGUUUUUUUUUUUCAUUGCACAACGAGCGUCGUUCUAUUUUGAAUUUUCACCACACAUACUUUUCAAACAUACAAUAAACACCCCCUUUUUCAUGUAACAUUUUCUGGAAUUCCUGCAAGCAAUUGACCUGCACGUGAAGUGUUUUUUUUUUCUUCUAAAUUUCUUCUUCUAUUUUUCUGCCUUGUAUCUGUGUGCCGAGAGAAUUGGUGAGACCACAAGAGUCUCCUAACUCGUGACUUUUAGAAAGUAUUUAAAUUCACAUACCUCCGUUAUUGCUGAUGGUGUUUUAUAUACACGAAAAAUCUCAGACCAGAGAGACUCCGAGGAAGGCGAUAUAAGUAUCCAAAGUGAAUAUAUAUGAUCCAAUUGAAUGCUAUUCGCCGAUUCUAGUUUGCACCUCUUUUUUCCCUCCUCAUAUGUACAUUAUGUGUGCUGCCCUGUGUGUAUUUGUCUUGAUGUGGCUCUCGAAUGUUAAACAAGAACCGCGAGCUUCAAAACUGUAUUCACUCUGUUUCACUUAUUUAGCCAUUUGAUGGAAUUUCUCAUGCACCAUCGCACCAUGGAGAAGAAUCGAAGAUGAAAUACACUCGCGAACGCCAAACACACUCUCUCUCUCUCUCUCUUUCUCCCUCUAUAAAAAUUUCCACGAAGGACAAAGGGACUUUCCACAGCACGAUGUCUCGUCACAAUUCUCCUGCACUCUUCUGCGGAAAAGUGUGUUGGGAAAAGUCAAUCGCGGCACGGCUGCGAUAGCAUCGCAACAGGUGUUCACGGUCGGAAGUGAAGUGAGAGACUGAACUGCUCGGCGGCGCUCGUGGUGGGUCUUGAGCGGCGCGGCUAAGUGUGGAGGCCACAAGAGGAAGGGAUCCCACCCAGAGAUGUGUGUAUUGGGGCCUCUGGGACUCUGCACACCUCACCGAAUUCUAUCCGUAAUGUCUUUAAAGUUUUCACGCCACGGUCACGGCGAGGUGGUUUCAUGAAAAUUUUCGACCAUCAGAGGAAAUCACAUGAGGAUCCACACGUCGUUUAAUUUCAGAACAAUACCGUUAAAGUGCAAAAUUUCUUCGAUUUAAUUCAAAUUUUGUAGCGCCACGAGAUAAAUCUGCCUUGAUUUUUGGCUGAAAAACAGUCGAGGGCGUGUAUAAGAGGACACGCAAAUAAUUUCAUCUAAUUACAAAUCUCAGACUCCCUAAACUUAGGCAUCGAAAGGAUCAAAAUGCCAGCGGACUGAACUCCCCAAGAUAACCUUUUAAUGUGAGAAGUAAAAAGACAAUUUGUUGUAUUUCUGGAAGUGUGCAAAGGUGCUGAUUUAUGUAUUUAUAAUAUUAUUUAAA
Messenger RNA from Phlebotomus argentipes, 3218 nucleotides. Its product is annotated as tRNA pseudouridine(38/39) synthase. Gene Ontology annotation, biological process: mRNA pseudouridine synthesis; tRNA pseudouridine synthesis. Gene Ontology annotation, molecular function: RNA binding; pseudouridine synthase activity. Lineage: Eukaryota; Metazoa; Arthropoda; Insecta; Diptera; Psychodidae. The coding region runs from base 115 to 1419 and encodes 434 amino acids. The record is from RefSeq and is a predicted model, not a curated record. Gene Ontology annotation, cellular component: nucleus; cytoplasm. The transcript has 3 exons.